CCACACUUUCAAUACCAUUCACCAAUGGCUUCCCUUUCUUCUUCUUCUUCUUCUUCGAUCUUUCUUGCAUUAACCCUAAUGCUCAUAUCAUGUUCCUCCGCAACAAGUAGGCUCCCCUCUUCGAGAAGAUCGGCUUUGAUCGAUCUUCUCCCUCAGAGAUCCGGCGUCGGAUUCCGGCUCACCCUUCAUCACGUCGAUUCCGGUAAGAACCUGACCAAGAUCCAGAAGAUCCAACGCGGAAUGGGUCGCGGCUUUCGCAGGCUUCACAGGCUCAGGGCUGCGGUCUUAGCUGCUGAAGAUGACGGCGCUAACGUCGAAGCUCCGACUCAUGCCGGAAACGGCGAGUUCCUGAUGAAGUUAUCGGCCGGAACUCCGCCCGUUACCUACUCGGCCAUUGUCGAUACCGGCAGCGAUCUGAUCUGGACCCAGUGCAAGCCCUGCACUAAGUGUUUCGACCAGCCUACCCCGAUUUUCGAUCCUGAAAAAUCUUCUUCCUUCUCCAAGUUAGGAUGCUCUUCCGAUCCGUGCAAGGCCUUGCCUCAAUCCAAUUGCAACAAAGAUACUUGCGAGUAUUUGUAUACGUACGGAGAUUACUCGUCCACUCAAGGGAUCUUGGCCAUGGAAACGUUCACUUUCGAGGACGAGCAUUCGGUUUCGGGUUUGGCGUUUGGCUGCGGAGAGGAUAACGAAGGAGACGGGUUCGCACAAGGGUCAGGGCUCGUCGGCCUCGGACGUGGCCCUCUCUCUCUCGUCUCUCAGCUCAAACAGAACGAGUUCUCGUACUGUUUGACGUCGAUCGAGGAUUCUGACUCGACGAGCUUGCUGUUCAUCGGAUCCGACGCUUCAAACACUCUGAACAAGUCUAUGGGCGGCGAGAUUCAGACAACCUCAUUGCUACGGAAUCCGGCUCAGCCCUCGUUCUAUUACCUUCCGCUGCAAGGUAUCACGGUCGGAUCCAAGCGCCUGGACAUAGAGGAAUCGACUUUCACGCUGAGCGAUGACGGGACGGGAGGAAUGAUCAUAGAUUCCGGCACGACUCUCACGUACCUCGAGGAUAGCGCAUUCCGGGCCGUGAAGAAGGAGUUCGCCUCUCGGGUGAGGCUGCCGACGGACGACUCCGGCGCCACAGGGCUUGACUUGUGCUUCAAAUUACCCGAAAACACGAAGCAGAUCCCCGUUCCGAAGCUCAUUUUCCACUUCAGAGGCGCGGAUUUGGAGCUCCCGGGCGAGAACUACAUGAUCGCGGAUCCGAGCACGGGGGUUCUGUGUCUGGCGAUGGGGGGUUCGAACGGGAUGUCCAUUUUCGGAAACAUUCAGCAGCAGAACUUGCUUGUUCUUCACGAUCUUCACAAGGAAACUGUCUCGUUUAUUCCUACUGAAUGCAACAAAUUGUGAUUCUCUCUA
This is a messenger RNA of Tarenaya hassleriana, 1404 nucleotides long. RefSeq names its product aspartic proteinase nepenthesin-1. Gene Ontology annotation, molecular function: aspartic-type endopeptidase activity. The coding region runs from base 25 to 1395 and encodes 456 amino acids. The record is from RefSeq and is a predicted model, not a curated record. Gene Ontology annotation, biological process: proteolysis. The transcript has 2 exons. Gene Ontology annotation, cellular component: extracellular region. Lineage: Eukaryota; Viridiplantae; Streptophyta; Magnoliopsida; Brassicales; Cleomaceae.